Homarus americanus (American lobster) is the source of this 1533-nucleotide messenger RNA. RefSeq names its product dipeptidyl peptidase 1-like. Gene Ontology annotation, molecular function: cysteine-type endopeptidase activity. Gene Ontology annotation, cellular component: lysosome. Bases 102 to 1451 code for a protein of 449 amino acids. The record is from RefSeq and is a predicted model, not a curated record. The transcript is spliced from 8 exons. NCBI's taxonomy places the organism in Eukaryota, Metazoa, Arthropoda, Malacostraca, Decapoda, Nephropidae.
AAGAGUGUCCGGCCAAAUAUUAUGGCAGUAUCUGAUAACUCCAUAAUGGGUAUAAAACUUCAGCUCUCCCUCAUUACAACACUUUCACCACAACAGACAACAUGCUGACAAGAGUUGUGUUGGCGUUGUGUUGCGUGGCGGCGGCCCUGGCGGACACGCCGGCCAACUGCCUCUACGAGGACGUCCGCGGCACCUGGACCUUCUCGGAGACGGAACGGACAGGCGACCACACCAUCAACUGUGACGAGCUCGUCCCCAUCGUCCACAACAAGACCUUCACCCUCAGCUUCCCCAACGUCGCCAAAGAUGAGCUGAACAACGAGGGAACCUGGACCAUGAUCUACAACCAGGGCUUCGAGGUGAACAUCAACGAGCGCUCCUACUUCGCCUUCUCCUACUACGAGGGCGACAUGGUUUCUUCGGUGUCCUACUGUGACCGCACCUUCAACGGCUGGUCACGAGACAAGACCAUCAGGAACUGGUCCUGCUACACCGCCCAGAAGCACAACGCGACGACUCCCCGAGUGACCCACAACCUGAAGAAGGCGUCGUCGACACAGCUCUUCAAGAACGACCAUAAGAUGAUAGAUGAGAUCAACGACUCCCAGAAUUCCUGGAGGGCCAAGGCCGACCCCCAGCACGAGAGAUACACUGUGGAGGAAAUGUACCGACGUGCUGGCGGCCGUAGAACCAUCAGUCACACACAGCCUAAACCUGCACCUGCCAGUCCUGAACAAAAGAGGCGCGCCGCCCUUCUGCCGGAGAACUUCGACUGGCGUGACGUUCAAGGCGUAAACUAUGUGUCAGACGUGAGGGACCAAGAGUCCUGCGGCUCCUGCUACGUCUUCGCCUCCAUGGGUAUGUUGGAGGCCAGGGUGAGGAUCGCCACCCGCAACCAACGACAGGACGUUUUCUCCACCCAGGACAUAGUGUCGUGUUCGGUGUUGUCUCAGGGGUGUGAGGGAGGCUUCGCGUUCCUGGUAGGUGGCCGAUACUCCCAGGACCAAGGCGUCGCGGCUGAGGAGUGUAACCCUUAUACUGGCGUGGACGACAAGUGUGACACGGACAUGAGCUGCGCGCGCACCUACGUCAGCGAGUAUGAGUAUGUGGGAGGUUACUAUGGCGCCUGCAACGACGCGCUCAUGAUGUUGGCCCUGGUGGAGAAUGGCCCCAUGGCGGUAGCUUUCAUGGUCUACGAUGAUUUCCCAAGCUACAGCGGCGGCAUUUACCACCAUACGGACUCUGGCAACGGCUUUAAUCCUCUGGAGCCAACCAACCACGCGGUGCUGUUGGUGGGCUACGGUGUGGAGGCCGACACGGGAGAGAAGUUCUGGUCGGUAAAGAACUCCUGGGGCGGCAGCUGGGGCGAGGAUGGUUUCUUCAGGAUCAGGCGAGGAACCGACGAGUGUGGUAUGGAGUCUGAAGCCCUCGAGUCCACCGUCAUCCCCUGAGGAACAUAUUCAGCUUGUGAACCUUAACUCAUGCAUUUAUACACUUUGUAGUACUGUAUUAAAUGAAAUCAGUGAGCUUUUA